Molecule: messenger RNA, 3080 nt
Organism: Pocillopora damicornis (cauliflower coral)
Lineage: Eukaryota; Metazoa; Cnidaria; Anthozoa; Scleractinia; Pocilloporidae
Biological process (GO): neuron migration
Cellular component (GO): cytoplasmic vesicle; membrane
Source: RefSeq, a predicted model, not a curated record
UUUGAGAGUGAUGUAGUUCUAGAUUGAACUUUGUAGCUCGUUUUUCUAGGGUGGUUGACAACGAAUGGAUUGUAUUAUCAAAAUGGAAUUUGGUGGUUCAUCCAUUUAACCUACGUCAUUGGUAUUGUUUGGCUUCUAAUCAAUUUUAAUGUAUUGUUUACCAAGAGAAAAGGGGGAAAACUUGUGAGGAAAAUUGGAAAAGAUUAUUAUACCUCUGAAACUAUCAAGAGCUUGGUUCUUUCUUGGGAGAGUAAAUUGACGAAAGUGACUUGGCAACUGUUGGGAAUACAUAGAAGUUAGGAAGAAGAUGGCGAUCUCUCGAAUGAGACAGUGAAGUCUAAACCAUUGUGGUGUUAUACUUCGUCAAGAUUUUGUGAUCGUAGAUUAUCGUUUGGAUUGGAUCGGCGUAACACAGACAAACCAAAUAGGAAAAUAUGGACAAUCUUUCAUUUUUCGUGACCAUCAUAGUUUUAGCGCUAGCCUUCUUAGUAACGACACCAGCAAGAGGAAAUGACUCAUUCUUUGGUCUUUAUAGAACUACACGUUCUGGUCCUCCUCUCGCCAUAAAUCAAAACCCCGUAUGUAGAAAAGCCCAGCUUCUGCACAGCGACGUGGUACAAAAUGCUACCCUGGAAGGUCAGCUGCACGCUGGGAAUUUCACGUUUCUCGGUGCAGUCAAAGACAUGGAAGAAUGUAUGUCGUUAUGUUGCGCCAGUAAACGUUGUCAACUGGCAUAUAUGGAUAAUGCCAAAUGUUAUGGCGUCAAGUGCUACAGCGAAGAAUUGUGCAAGAUAACAACUGGUAUCUCAACAAAUGACGUCAAGAUAUCUCUUAUGGUCAGAAACGAUAUAAAUAGAAAAGCUUACGUUACAGCAUACAUUGUCGUGGUAGUUGUAGCGUUUGGAGCCGCCGUUUCUGGUACAGUUUGGGCCGUCUUUAUUUUUGUCAGAAGAUAUCGAGAGACUGGUGGAACAAAAUCAAAAGAGGAUGAGAGCGAAGAAGGAGACAUGAAUGCCGAGCCUAAAGUUUACUGACUUAUAGAUAGAAGACACUGAAGAAAAACUUCAAAUCCAGAGGAACAAUUAGACGUUAUUUAGCAAAAGAGUCAAGGCUUCCUAAAGAGCCGACACUGUCAUGUUGUUGUGAUUCAUGACGGCAACAAUAUUAUCAAGAAAAUUAGAAAUAAUAUACUGACGAGGUCUGAUAUUUCGAUAUGAUACGAGAAGAUCUCUUGACCAAGGAAAUGAAGGGUGGUUCAGCUACCUGUUAAACAAGUUUCGAAAACUUAAUUUGAAAUCAAGAAACACUUUCAGAUAUAUGAGACGCGAUCAAUUCUUUAGUGAAGGAUUGAGAAAAAAUGGUGCUUGAAUAUCUUCCAAAUUUGACAGUUUUGAUACCGGUUUUAUUGCAAAGAGCGAGGAAACAUGAGCCAUAGACCUUUGCUGCCAACUGAGUUUGUUUCUUCCUAUCGACGAAUCAAUUAAGGCUAUAUUAGUCGUCAACUAAAUGUAAUAAAGCAAACCAAUAUUUCAAACAUAUAUAAAUGUCUGUAGAGAUGGUCAUUACCUUCGAUUGAAAUCUUUAUAAGAGGUGACCAGUCUUUAUAGGUCAAGCUGAAAGUUGACAAUCUCUCCACACGCAGAAUGUUUUCAACAUUGCUGAUCGUAGCAGGUAUCUUAUCUGAUAAGUCACUUGAUGGAAUGCCAGUCGAUCAGUCAAUCAGACACUUAGUAGAAAAUCAGACAGGACAGGUAGAAAGUUAUGGUGCAAUAAUGUCAUUUAAUUGAGAUUUAAAAAAAAAGUUAAGGAGAAAAAAAACCCGAUAGAAUAGGCUAUUUGGAUUGAAUUUAUUUACAGGAUUGAUUUUUACAGAACAAUAUUUCUCUGACGAAUUGCUUAACUAAUGACUGUCUCAAAUUACACUUCGCUAAUACAUUCAUUCAGUCGUACAUCACUUGUAACAAGUAAAUCAGGUGAAAUUAUUUCACCUGUUUUAUAUGUUAUGAUCAUGAUAGUCACCAUCACCCAGAUGUUCGGGUGGUCGUUCGGUUUCUGUUCGGAUGACUUUCGGUUUCCAUAUUGUUGCUUGGAUCGUCCUACUGUCUACGUGAAGCUACAAUACACAGCGGAGCUAACAAUUGAGUGUUGUAAAACCAGAACCACCGUAAAAUCUAUGGCCAAUCAAAUCAAAGAUAAAUUUCUUUGAGAAUCAAUGGGUGUUCGAUUUAAAAAUGUGAAAACUGCCAUAAGCGCGGGAAAUCGCUUCAGUGUGUCCAGGGCAAAAUUUUUUUCAGUUUUGCAUCGGAAAGGAUUGUACGAGGUUUCUGGACUAAUCAGAGAACAAGGUAAGGCCAUACCGAAAAUAUCCUGGAUUACUUUUGAUACUCAAUAUUAAACAGUGUCCUUACAGUAAUUUAAAAUCAAUCUGAACUACUAUUGAUGCGUCUGCGAAAUAUCUCGAUUUCUGAAGAACACCUGACCAUACCCUUGAAACCAAUAUUCGCUCAGGCACUUGAGUUAAUUCAAUUAAACUUAGACAGAAGUAAAGCAAUUUCCAAUUGAAUCUAAAGAAAAAUCCGAAAUUUUUUUGGCUUUGCUUUACUUUCGUUAUGUGAUUGGCUCAGAAAAAUAGCGCAACUUUCUUACUCGAUCAGAUUCAAAAUUAAAACAAUCGUAAAAGUCUUUUCUCGCGCUUCAAGCAGCUCGCUUCUUUUCACUUUCAGUUCUCAUUGGCUAAUGAUAAUGUAAAACUUUGUUCUGAUCGACCUUUUGGAAUUUCUUUAGUUUUGGUUUUUUAACACUGAAUUAAAAACUGCUCUGAUAGAAGUAAUUGCGACCAACUUACUUAAUAUAUCAUAUCUUCUGCAAAGUCUUAAUUACGUUACUUUUGAUUUAUCUUCGCUAUAUACUGAUAUUCUAUGUACGUAUAUAUAAUCAACUACAUUUUGGCUUGAUAUAAGAAAUUUGGUAAACCUAGAUUGGGAAAAAUGCAUAGAAUGAAUAGUCACUGUUUAUUUACACUGAUGACAGACAGUUUACCGUCCGUGAACAGUAAAAAAAAAUAUAAGUUUACCAUUAAA